AUGAGCUUUAGAAAAUUUCUUUUCGAAAAUGAAGCUGUAGAUGGUAUCAAAGGCCCUUCAGAUUACCUCUACAUAAAAAUCCUGCGUUUCACACUUGACGUCAUCAGAUCUUGGCCUCGGAAGGAAUUAGGGGAACCCGAAAGUGCUAGUUUCACAGUAUUCAUGAAAUACUUCUACCUAGUUUUAACUAUAGCUACAGUUGUAGGCUCAAUCUUGUAUGUAGUGGUUCAUGUAACUGAAUUAUCUUUCUUGGAAGCUGGGCUUAUGUAUUUGAUUAUUUUGAUGAGUUUUCUUGAUGCGCUAACAGUGAUGUCACUGACAUUUUCUGAAAAGUACCGCGUAUUGGCUAAAGAUUUCCUUACUCAAAUUCACUUGUUUUACUACAAAGAUCGUUCCAAAGCUGCUAUGGAAAUACACAAAAAAGUUCACUUAAUAUCGCAUCUCUUCUCUCUAUGGCUCCUAUUUCAAAUGUUAUCCGGCCUCAGUCUAUUCAACCUCACUCCUAUGUACAGUAACUUGGCUGCCGGAAAGUACCGGCGAGGGGGUUUAGGAAAUACAACCUUUGAACACUCUCUUUAUUACUUGUAUCCUUUCAAUACUUCUACUGAUGUUAUUGGAUAUGUUGUGGCUUGUAUUUUACACUGGAUUAUAUCAUACUUAUGUUCAACUUGGUUCUGCAUGUUCAACCUAUUCAUAUCUUUAAUGGUUUUCAAUCUUUGGGGUCAUUUCAAAAUACUUAUAAUUACUCUGGAAGAAUUUCCGAGACCGAAAUCUAUUGGUACUUUACAAAGUGCUUAUAAAUAUUCUCAAGAGGAAUUGAUCGAGGUUGCUGAAAGGUUGAAAGAUUGUAUUAAUUACCAUAGAGAAAUUAAAAAUUUCACAAAUAGAAUGUCAGAUGUGUUUGGGCCGAUGUUAUUCGUAUAUUACUCGUUUCACCAAGCAAGCGGAUGCCUGUUACUUCUCGAAUGUUCGCAGAUGACGGCUCAAGCUCUAAUGCGGUAUCUGCCAUUAACAAUAAUAUUGACGCAGCAAUUGAUUCAGUUGUCAGUCAUUUUCGAAUUGGUUGGGAGUGAGAGUGAGAAGCUAAAAGAUGCAGUUUAUAGCGUGCCAUGGGAGUGCAUGGACACUAAAAACCGAAAAAUGGUGCGGUUCUUCCUGAUGAAUGUACAAGAGCCAAUCCAUGUGAAGGCUAUGGGAAUUGCUAAUGUUGGAGUCACUACUAUGGCUGCGAUUUUGAAAACAUCCAUGUCGUAUUUCACCUUUCUACGCAGUAUGUGA
This is a messenger RNA of Helicoverpa armigera (cotton bollworm), 1278 nucleotides long. Its product is annotated as odorant receptor 13a-like. Gene Ontology annotation, molecular function: odorant binding; olfactory receptor activity. Bases 1 to 1278 code for a protein of 425 amino acids. Lineage: Eukaryota; Metazoa; Arthropoda; Insecta; Lepidoptera; Noctuidae. Gene Ontology annotation, cellular component: plasma membrane. Gene Ontology annotation, biological process: sensory perception of smell; detection of chemical stimulus involved in sensory perception of smell. The record is from RefSeq and is a predicted model, not a curated record. The transcript has 9 exons.